Molecule: messenger RNA, 2113 nt
Organism: Ictalurus furcatus (blue catfish)
Lineage: Eukaryota; Metazoa; Chordata; Actinopteri; Siluriformes; Ictaluridae
Gene: bgnb
Product: biglycan b
Exons: 8
Coding region: 248-1369 (373 amino acids)
Molecular function (GO): protein binding
Source: RefSeq, a predicted model, not a curated record
GUUUGUGAAGGACUUUCAGUCCUCCACUCUGCUGCAGAGUACAGACCUGAUACACCGAAAACACGGAGACAUUUACUUUCUAGAUAGUAAACUAUUACGGGGUUUUCAGACUAGUGUGUUAUUCUUAUGUAAGAGAAUUUACGACUAUUUGUGAAAAGGAUUGUUGACGCUGAGAGAGAAUUUAGGGAUAUUGCUAUUUAACCAAAGGUCUGAGCAUACGUGUUUGUGCUCUGUCAGUAUCUCAGUGAUGGUCUCCUACUUCUCUCUCCUGCUGCUGCUGAGUGUGUUCAGCUUGACCUCCCUCUCACUGGCGCUGCCCUUUGAGCAGAGGGGCUUCUGGGACUUUGGCAUUGAUGGCGAUGGGGGUGGUCUGACAGUAAUGAUGAGGGAUGAAGAGGAAGGCUCGGCUGUGCUACCCACAGAACUGCCGCCGAUUGAGGUACCUGUGUGUCCAUUUGGGUGCCAAUGUCAUCUGAAAGUGGUACAGUGCUCUGAUCUGGGUUUGACCUCAGUCCCUCAAAACAUCCCAACUGACACCAAGCUGCUAGAUUUGCAGAACAACCGCAUUACAGAACUGAAAGAGAAUGACUUCAAAGGCCUCAGUAACCUCUAUGCUUUGUCACUGGUCAACAAUCAGAUCUCUAAAGUUCAUCCGAGGGCCUUCACACCACUAAAGCACCUACAGAAGCUUUAUUUUUCCAAGAACCAGCUGACAGCGAUGCCCAAAAACCUGCCGCCUUCACUGGUGGAGUUGCGCAUCCAUGACAACCACAUUAAGAAGGUGCCUGCGGGCUCCUUCUCUAACCUCGGCAGCAUGCAUUGCAUAGAGAUGGGUGGGAACCCCAUUCAGAACAGUGGCUUUGAGCCUGGAGCUUUCAAAGGUCUCAAACUCAACUACCUGCGCAUCUCAGAAUCCAAGCUAACCGGCGUGCCUAAAGAUCUCCCUGACAGCCUCCAUGAGCUCCAUUUGGACCAUAACCAGAUCCAAGCAAUUGAGCUGGAGGACCUGAGGCGCUACAAGCAACUGUAUAGACUAGGCCUGGGUUAUAACAACAUUCGCAAUAUUGAGAGCGGCAGCCUGUCCUAUUUGCCAAACCUGAGAGAACUGCAUUUAGAAAACAACCGGCUGACCCGUGUCCCCAAGGGCCUGGCUGACAUGAAGUAUCUGCAGGUGGUGUACCUGCAUUCCAACAACAUAACCCAGGUACGCGUGGAUGACUUCUGUCCUCAAAGUUAUCACAUGAAGAAGAGUUUCUACAAUGGCAUUAGUCUUUAUGGAAAUCCCGUCCAAUACUGGGAAGUUCAGCCCGCAACGUUCCGCUGUGUUAGUGACCGCUUGGCCAUUCAUUUUGGAAACUACAAGAAAUAGAUGCACACGGAGCCAGAGAGAAGAAAGAAGGAGUGAUGGAUAUUGAACAAUAUCAAAAUAAAACUGAAGAGUGGAAAGAAAAUCACAAGAGUAGAGUGGGGAAUAAAAUGUACAGUGGGUUUAGAUUAGAGUGGUCUUGAUACACGAGGAUCUUAAAAGCAGUUUAAUAAGAAAUGGAGGCUUGUCAUGUUUCAAAUGUACAGCCUGAGAGCACAGCUUGGCAACAUGCUAGGAUAUAUUCACUCAACCAUUCACUGAAGUACCUUUCAGUUUUUAUAAUAACUGUUAUUGUUCAUCAGAUAUGUUUAGUAGUAAUUACUAUGUAUUAUUAUUAUAGGUUAUUAUUGUUGUUAUUAUUAUCAUUAUCAUUAUUAUUAUUAUAACAGAGAAAUUAAAUAUAGAUAUUAAUAGUAAUUUGCUCUUUAUGUGUAGAUCUGCCUAUAUGAGUGUCUUACUCAGUCACUGUCCCGCUUCUUGUGCUUUUGGUGUCUCUUCCUGAGGGGGUGUAGUAAGUAUGUACUGUAUAUGAUAAGAGACUACUUGUCCUAUACUUUAAAGAGCAGUUUGUCAGGCUCCAUAUGUCCAUUCAGUAUCGUUACUGAGCCUGGAGCUGAUCUGUUCUAAUGUACUGUUUUGCACAUUGCCUCUUCGUAUUCCAGAUGGAAGUUCUGGAUGGGUUGAGCCUGUCCAUGCUUGUACUCUGCUCAUCUGCUACAUUUUGAGAAUAAAAUAAAAUUCUUUAUG